AUGGACGUGUGGGGCCCAGCCCGCGUCCGUGGACAGGGUCAGGAGCGCUACUUCCUGCUAGUGGUUGACGACUACUCGCGUUACACCACAGUCUUCCCCUUGCGCAGCAAGGGUGAGGUCACUCAGGUGUUGAUCGACUGGAUCCGCGCAGCUCGUCUUCAGCUUCGGAGAAGCUUUGGCUCUGACUUCCCUGUCUUGCGUCUGCACUCGGACAGAGGCGGAGAGUUCUCCUCGGCCAUCCUGAGUGCCUACUGUCGUGUGCGAGGCAUCCGUCAGACCUUCACGCUUCCGGACUCACCACAGCAGAAUGGGAUCGCUGAGCGCCGCAUCGGCAUGGUCAUGGACGUCGCUCGUACGUCCAUGAUGCAUGCGGCUGCUCCCCAUUUUCUGUGGCCGUUUGCGGUCAGGUACGCUGCGCACCAGAUCAACCUCCACCCCAGGGUCUCUCGACCGGAGACCUCCCCAGCUCUGUUGUGGACGGGGAAGGUUGGCGAUGCGUCGGCGUUCCGGGUCUGGGGAUCUCGGGCGUUUGUUCGCGACCUGUCUGCGGACAAGCUGUCCCCUCGUGCUUCUCCCUGCGUCUUCCUGGGGUUCCCCCCCGACGCCCCUGGGUGGCAGUUUUACCACCCCACCUCUCGACGUGUUCUGUCCUCCCAGGACGUCACAUUCGACGAGUCGGUACCCUACUACCGCCUCUUCCCCUACCGCACUCCGUCCCUCCCCCCACCCCCGCUCUUCUUGGUACCAGGUCCCCCCCCAGUAGCCCCCCUCCCCCCUCAGGGUCCUGCCCCUUCAGGUGUGUCUCAGGUAGACGCGGUCGAGCCUGUCGAGGUCACUGGUGACUCCGGUGCUGCUGCGGGAGCUGAGCCUGGGGGUGCGGAGUCUAGGGGUGCUGAGCCUGGGGGUGCUGAGCCUGGGGGUGCGGAGUCUGGGGGUGCUGGGCCUGGGGGUGCUGAGCCUGGGGGUGCUGAGCCUGGGGGUGCUGUGUCUGGGGGUACUGAGCCUGGGGGUGCUGAGCCUGGAGGUGCCGAGCCUGGAGGUGCUGUGCCUGGGGGUGCUUCGUCUCGCCGGGAGCCGCUCUCUCCACAGGAGCUGCGUGAGUGGUUUGCUCGGCGCUGGAGGCGUGCCGCUGGUGCUGGUGGUUCUUCGGCUGCGGAGGGCGCUGCUGCCACGCGACCUGGCGGUGCUCGUCCUGUGGGUGCUGGAGCUGCUGGGUCUGAGGGUUCUCCUGGAGCUGGUCCUGCUGAGGACGUUGGCGCUGAGCCUGCGGUUGGUGGUCCGACUGACGGUGCUCCUGGUGCUGCUGCUGGAGGUUCUGGAGCUUCUGGUGGUUCUGCUGGAGGUGCUGCUGGAGUGGGUGCUCCUGCCGGGGGUGCUGGUGCUGUUCCUGCUGUUUCUGGCGUCGCCGCGCGGCCCCGACCGUACUUCGUUCCGCUCCUGCAGCAGGUUCUUGGUCUUACACCUCCUCCUCCUCCCUUAGAGGGUCCGCAGCCUGUCCGGUCACAGCCACAGCUACAGCCUGCCUCCCCUUUGCCUGCUCCUUCUCCCUACGCUGGUCCGACUGGAGGUCUUACUGAGCGUCGUGAGCCUGCGUCUCGUCCUGCGUCGCCUGUUCGUACUGAGCGCGCUAGUGGUCGCGGGUCGCGUCAGCGUCCUCCUCCUGUCCCUGGCACGCACCGGAUGUCACUGCGUCCGUCCACUGCUCCUCUGCGUGCCCCUUUGCCUUCUCCUCCUGCUUCCUCUCUUCCUGCUCUUGCCGACCCGGAGUCGGACUCUCUUCGUGCUGCCAGUCCUACUGUCACGCGUCUCCUUGCUACUGCUGUCACUGACCCUUCCUUCGAGUCGUCUGCUGCGUCUUCCCUUGUCACUGAGCUUGUCGACUUUGCUGCGCGCUGUCGUCUAGACUACGCUGCUCGUCUUGUCGCUGAGUCUGAGUCCGCCUGUCCUCCGUCCGUCGGGGGUGAGUGUGCCCUUGGCACGGACGUCCUAGAGGACAGGCAGGAGGAGUUCCAGUGUCUAGCCGCUGCUUCACCUCGUCUCGCGUCUGUACUGCUAGCCCCUGAGGGAGACCCGGAUGCACUAGACAUCCCGACUCCGCGUUCUUACGCGGAGGCCGUAGAGGGUCCCUACUCCUCUCAGUGGCAGGCAGCUAUGGAUGCAGAGAUGGCUUCCUGGAAGUCCACAGGCACCUACGUUGACGCGGUUCCCCCUCCUGGGGCGAACAUCGUCAGUGGCAUGUGGAUCUUCAGGGUGAAGCGGCCGCCGGGCUCGCCGCCUGUCUUCAAGGCGCGUUACGUGGCUCGUGGCUUCAGUCAGCGGCAGGGAGUUGACUACUUUCAGACCUUCUCUCCCACCCCGAAGAUGACCACUCUUCGGGUGCUGCUGCACAUUGCCGCUCAGCGCGACUACGAGCUUCACUCUCUCGACUUCAGCACUGCGUUCCUGCAGGUCUACGGUCUCCGCCAGGCACCGCGUGAGUGGCACGACACACUGAGGACUACGCUUGCGGCUCUUGGGUUUGCUCCUUCUACUGCUGACCCGUCGCUGUUUCUUCGCACCGACACUUCCCUGCCGCCGUUCUACAUCCUCGUGUACGUCGACGACUUGGUCUUUGCCACAGCGGACACUGCUGGACUCGCCUACGUGAAGUCCGAGCUGCUGAAGAGACACACGUGCACAGACCUGGGUGAACUGCGCAGCUACCUUGGCUUGCAGAUCACUCGGGACAGAGCACGCCGCACCAUUACCCUGACUCAGUCACACAUGGUGCAGCAGGUCCUUCAGCGCUUCGGCUUCACGUACUCCUCGCCUCAGGCCACUCCUCUGCCUACUCGCCACUCACUCUCAGCUCUGCCUUCGGAUGAGUCCGUAGAGUCGAGUGGUCCGUAUGCAGAGCUUGUUGGCUGCCUCAUGUACCUGAUGACCUGCACACGACCUGACCUUGCAUACCCUCUGAGCAUCCUUGCACGCUAUGUUGCUCCUGGGAGACACCGACCAGAGCACAUGGCUGCAGCGAAGAGGGUAUUGCGCUACCUGUGCAGUACGUCGGGCAUGGGGCUAGUGCUUGGAGGGCGGAGUCCAGUGGUCCUUACUGGGCACGCAGACGCUUCUUGGGCUGACGACCAGGCUACGCAGCGGUCGUCACAGGGUUACACCUUCAGCCUUGGUUCCGGCUCUGUCUCGUGGCGGUCUACUCGCUCGUCUUCGGUUCUCGGCUCCAGUUGUGAGGCUGAGAUCUACGCCGGGGCCAUGGCUGCACAGGAGCUUCGCUGGCUCACCUACCUGCUGACUGACCUUGGAGAGCUGCCUCGUUCUCCUCCAGUGCUGUACGUAGACAACAAGGCCAUGUUGGCCUUGUGUCGAGAGCAGCGCUUGGAGCACAGAACGAAGCACAUUGCUCUCCGCUACUUCCUUGCUCGUGAGCUGCAGCAGCGUGGUCAGUUGCGACUUGCUUACGUGGCCUCUGAGGCCAACACUGCUGAUGUGUUCACCAAGGCACUUGCGCCUUGCGACCAUCAGCGCUUUUGUACCCAGCUGGGUCUUGUACCUGUCUUGCCUCACUUGCUCUCUUCUUGA
Closterium sp. NIES-65 is the source of this 3576-nucleotide messenger RNA. The record is from the annotation of a GenBank genome assembly. NCBI's taxonomy places the organism in Eukaryota, Viridiplantae, Streptophyta, Zygnematophyceae, Desmidiales, Closteriaceae.